Molecule: messenger RNA, 1639 nt
Organism: Phymastichus coffea
Lineage: Eukaryota; Metazoa; Arthropoda; Insecta; Hymenoptera; Eulophidae
Gene: Pu
Product: GTP cyclohydrolase 1
Exons: 5
Coding region: 309-1079 (256 amino acids)
Biological process (GO): tetrahydrobiopterin biosynthetic process; tetrahydrofolate biosynthetic process
Cellular component (GO): cytoplasm
Molecular function (GO): GTP binding; zinc ion binding; GTP cyclohydrolase I activity
Source: RefSeq, a predicted model, not a curated record
GUGUGCGCGUGCGUGCGUGUGCGUGUGCGUGUGCGUGUGCGUGUAUGAGCGUGUGCGCGCGCGGCAGGAACGAGGAAAUUGGCUCGCUGACGGCAACAGGUGUCGGCGACGGCUGACGUGAUUCGCUACUACUACUGCACGCAUCACUCUUACGGAUGUACAUAUUGAUUGUCUAAGCGCGACCAAAUUCUCAACCAACUCGCGCACUGAUUUUCUAUCGAUCUCUUUGCGUUUCCUUUGCCGACAAAAAAGCCAAAACAUACAUGCACUAAAGACCAACGGGUUAUAGAAAAGAAAAGUGAGCAAUAAUGAACGGAGUUAUCGACGAAGACAAGUCGAAGCAAGGGGAGGUAGCAGUAACGAAGCCGUGUCCAUUGCGACGAGUUUCGUACGGCGAGAAUGCUGGAAGCGUCGAUAGCGACACACCCAGGACACCCAGGACAUCUACCACUCCAGGCCACGAGAAAUGCACCUUCCACCACGACAUGGAGCUGGACCACCGACCGCCGACUCGCGAAGCGCUGAUACCGCAGAUGUCGCAGAGCUACAGGAUGCUGCUGCAGGCACUGGGCGAGAACGCGGAGAGGCCCGGCCUGCUGAAGACGCCCGAGAGAGCGGCCAAAGCCAUGCUGUUCUUCACCAAGGGCUACGAUCAGAGCAUCGAGGACGUCAUCAACGACGCCAUCUUCGACGAAGACCACGACGAGAUGGUGGUGGUCAAGGACAUCGAGAUGUUCUCCAUGUGCGAGCACCACCUCGUGCCCUUCUACGGCAAGGUGUCCAUCGGCUACCUGCCCUGCAAGAAGAUCCUCGGGCUCAGCAAGCUCGCCAGGAUCGUCGAGAUCUACAGCCGACGGCUGCAGGUGCAGGAGCGCCUCACCAAGCAGAUCGCCGCGGCGGUCACCCAGGCGAUCCAGCCCGCGGGCGUGGCCGUCGUCGUCGAGGGAGUACACAUGUGCAUGGUGAUGCGAGGAGUGCAGAAGAUCAACAGCAAGACAGUCACGUCAACGAUGCUCGGUGUGUUCCGCGACGACCCCAAGACCCGCGAGGAGUUCCUCAAUUUCGUACGGGACAAAUAAACGUGGGAAUUUUCGCGGCAUGCGCAUAAGUGAGUUAUCGAAAUUAAACAAGGUAGCUAUAUACUUGAGUUGAGAAAAUUAGUUGUAUUAUCGCGCGCGCAAGUAUAGCCAGACGCGCAAAUUUCUCACUUUUAUCCAGCCAAAGUGUAUAGCUCUUUUGCGCAAUUCCGGAAAUACAUUUACGAGCAUGCACGAAAAUUCUUUAAGUUGUUACUCAUCUUGAUAAAAUGUGGAAAAGUCUUUCGUUAGCAUGAGUAACACCUUACAGUGCCUAGUAUUUAGUAUUCCUAGACAUUUUGUUAACCCAAGUAUAUAUUAUUAUUAUACACGUGAGUUAACAAAGUGAUUAAUUAAUAUCUUUUUAUCCCUGCCGCCAAGCAUAUGCUAUUUUUCAUUGUAUUAGUAGAAGAUUGCGUAUAUAUAGAAGCGAGAGAUGCCAUUUGUUAAUACGCACGUUAUAUUAUAUUAUAUUGCGGCUACGGCCUUUGCUUUGCUUCGUCUCUCUUGCGUCUAAGAGUUUAAUGACAUCUUCAGAUAUUAUUAUACAUAAAUUUUAUGAU